CACAUUCACAUUCACUCAGCGAAAGCAUUUGGGAUUUUGUACAUGAAUUAAGGAGUAUUUUCUAAGGGAAGAGGAGGGUAAGGAACUCUUUUUUGAACACAAUUUAAUAUUUUAACGAGGGCUUUUAACGGAUGAAUUUAAGUGAGAAAAUAUCCCUAAAGAGCAACAUCUUUUACCAAUUCAAAAUCAAAUUUUUCUAUGUGCUUUUUGACCAAAGUAGUCCUGGCAAAAAAAGUUUACCAAAUCCAGCUCAUAGAACUCCCAUACUCCUGGAAGGUAACACACGCAAUUUCCCACACCCGCUAGCACAGGAAAAGGGGAAAUAACAAGAGGACGCUAUGGCCAAAAAGGAGGAGCCCCUUAUGGAAGGGCCUAAGCGGAUAAACCGCGAGUUGGCCCUGAUGCUGGAGGAUAAACAGAACCUGCAGUUCCGUAACUUGUGGGUGGAGCCGAAUAACAUCUACAAGUGGACCGGCCUGCUGAUGCCAGUGGCUCCGCCCUAUGACAAGGGAGCCUAUAACAUUGAGAUAGACUUUCCUAAGGACUAUCCUUUUAAGCCACCUCGCAUCCAUAUAACCACUAGGAUGUAUCACCUAAAUGUCAACGAACGUGGUCAGGUGUGUGUGCCUAUCUUGGAGAUCGAACAUUGGAUUCCAACUACUCGGAUCGAUCAGGUCUUGCAGGUCCUGCUGGCGACCAUCAAUGAGCCGCAGCCGGAAAAUGCUUGGCAUAUGGAAAUGGCUGGGGAGUAUAAAAAUGAUCCUGUAAGAUUCUUCAAGAUGGCCGAUGCCUGGGUUCAAAAGUACAGUGAACGGCGACCAACAGAUGAGGAGCUUGCAAAGUUCGCUCGUAAGCGGAAGAAGGCGAUGUCGAAGGAUUAGCUUUCAAAUUCGGUAUUUUAAUAAGACAUUUUUCAUAGCCACUAAAAUGAAAUGAAAUUUGAGUCUGAAAUUUUUUGGUAUUCAUGAAAUUAGAUAUAUUUGAAAAAUC
Molecule: messenger RNA, 990 nt
Organism: Drosophila eugracilis
Lineage: Eukaryota; Metazoa; Arthropoda; Insecta; Diptera; Drosophilidae
Product: ubiquitin-conjugating enzyme E2-18 kDa
Exons: 1
Coding region: 339-881 (180 amino acids)
Source: RefSeq, a predicted model, not a curated record